AUGGCAGAGACCGCGCCAGCAGCCGCCGCUCCUCCUCCCGCCGAAGCGGCCGCCAAGUCCAAGAGGCAGCCGAAGAAAUCCGCCGCUGCAGGGGGCGCCAAGAAAAGCAAGAAGCCGUCCGGUCCCAGCGUGUCCGAGCUCCUCGUCACAGCCGUGUCCGCCUCCAAGGAGCGCAGCGGGGUGUCUCUGGCCGCCCUGAAGAAGGCUCUGGCUGCAGGAGGAUGCGAUGUGGAGAAGAAUAAUAGCCGCAUCAAGGUGGCCAUCAGGGCUCUGGUCACCAAGGGGACCCUCACCCAGGUGAAGGGCAGCGGCGCCUCCGGCUCCUUCAAGCUCAACAAGAAGCAGCAGGAGACCAAGGACAAGGCGGCCAAGAAACCUGCAGCUACUGCGGCCAAGAAACCCGCUAAAUCCCCGAAGAAGCCCAAGAAGGCCCCGGCCAAGAGCCCGAAAAAGACCAAGAAACCAGCCGCGGCCAAGAAAGCAGCCAAGAGCCCCAAGAAGCCGAAGGCUGCCCCCAAGCCCAAGAAGCUGGCCAAGAGUCCGGCUAAGAAGGCGGCCAAACCCAAGGCUGCCAAGAGUCCGGCUAAGAAAGCGGCGAAAGCCAAGAAGAGCGCGGCCAAGAAACCUGCAGCUACUGCGGCCAAGAAACCCGCUAAAUCCCCGAAGAAGCCCAAGAAGGCUCCGGCCAAGAGCCCGAAAAAGACCAAGAAACCAGCCGCGGCCAAGAAAGCAGCCAAGAGCCCCAAGAAGCCGAAGGCUGCCCCCAAGCCCAAGAAGCUGGCCAAGAGUCCGGCUAAGAAGGCGGCCAAACCCAAGGCUGCCAAGAGUCCGGCUAAGAAAGCGGCGAAAGCCAAGAAGAGCGCGGCCAAGAAGUAACCGGCGCCGCCCGCACUUCUCUCCCAAAGGCUC
Bufo gargarizans (Asiatic toad) is the source of this 909-nucleotide messenger RNA. Its product is annotated as histone H1.11L-like. The coding region runs from base 1 to 876 and encodes 291 amino acids. The transcript has a single exon. NCBI's taxonomy places the organism in Eukaryota, Metazoa, Chordata, Amphibia, Anura, Bufonidae. The record is from RefSeq and is a predicted model, not a curated record. Gene Ontology annotation, biological process: nucleosome assembly. Gene Ontology annotation, cellular component: nucleosome. Gene Ontology annotation, molecular function: DNA binding; structural constituent of chromatin.